Molecule: messenger RNA, 666 nt
Organism: Pocillopora damicornis (cauliflower coral)
Lineage: Eukaryota; Metazoa; Cnidaria; Anthozoa; Scleractinia; Pocilloporidae
Source: RefSeq, a predicted model, not a curated record
AGUGAAGAAGGAAACCUUCUCUCUUUUACUACAACAAAGGAAUUAUCCAAAGAUUAUCAUGGGGGCAGCCAUCUUUGCCGUAGUUCUGUUGACAGUUUCUCUUACAGUCCAAUCUGCUCCAGCGGAUCUGGAUACAUAUAUCAACGAGAGAGAGGAACUACCACAAGAGGAACCAGCUUGUGAAAAUGAAUUGAUGAAGUUGGUUCAAGAGGCAAAAGUUUGUAGGAGGUUUUUAACACCUGCGGCACAAAAGUUCGCUAAACACGCACGAGAAAAUAUCCAGUUUAACAAUGAGAUUGUUACGGCUGGAAAAGAGCUUGCUGAUGGCGAAAUAGAUACAAAAGGUGACCCUCCAGAGGAAAAGAAAGUGGAGAGGGCGGAGAAAAUGGCAGCCAAUCUGACUUAUCGCGGCUAUAUAUACAGAGUAAAUCCACAUGGCAGCAAAGGAGAUGUGAUGCUUCCGUUUGAAGCAUAUAAGAAGGAUACUCCCCCAGAGUGUAAAACUCUGAUCACAGGCUUUCUGGAAAGAAACAGCCAUGCUGGUAGAAGUGAUUAAGCUGAUGGCAGCAUACAUGUGAAACUUCUGAAAGUUUUUAAAAUGCUUCACUGUCAUCUAGUGGUUAACUGUUAGUGACAAUAAAAAUUGAGUGUAUCACACAAACUUCA